UUUCGUCAAACAGGCAACUUCUCGUUUCGAGAAAAGUAUCGAUGCCGUCUAACGUAAAUGUAUUACUCGAUAUUUCGCGAACUCAUAGCAAAACGGAGGGUUAAGUCUCCCCAGAGUCAGGUUACGCAGCAUCAACUUACCUUGAAUUCACCACGUUUAUCACCAAACUCAGUGCCACUAUUAUCAAACUUUAACUAAAAAUAUUAGCUCGGUAACAGUUAUUAAGAAGCUCGAGAAAUGCUACAUUACCCCAUCCCCAACCUAAUAAUUGUUGCAUUCAGGUCCAUAAUUAAAUAAACCCCGCCACCUGAAUAAAAAAGCAGGUUAAGCUUUUCCCAGCCGCGUUAAAAAAUUCCCUCCUCCUCCCCCGCUCGUUCGUAUUAUCCUUUCACCUUUUGUCUUCUUCCUAUGCAUCUCUAUUUUCUUCACCCCUUUUCUCUGCAUCUUUCCAACCCUCCACGCAUUGUCGUUCUUCGCUCGCGCUUCCUCCCUCUCCUCGAAGCUUCACACGUUUCCUCGUCCCCUCCUCUUCGUCUCGGCGCUCCUACCUCUUUUCAACCCUUCUGUCUCGCGCUUCGCGGAUCCUCCAUCCCUCUCCUCUACACAUCCACCCCCACUAGGCGGUCGAGAGCGCCGGCCCGAGAGCUUCGGUCGAGUCAAGCUACGACACGGUUCAGCCGAGUUCAGUCGCGCCACUCGGUCGUGGUGUUCACGUGCCAUCGCAAGCUCGACAGCGUCCGUUCAGUUGCCCAUCCGAGAGGAAACGUUUACCCGAAACACACACAUAGACACAGAGAGAGGGGGAGUGACGAGGCUGGUGGAUCGUACACGUUCGAUGUCCCCUCUUCGAGUGUCCUGCCACGAUCUCAAGAAUGCCUAACGAGAACGCGGCAAUUUGCGGGUGCGGAGUGGUAGUGGACCUCCAGAAAUCACGAAAUGGCCCUCUAUCCGCGAAGAAGCACACCAUCAGGAUACCCAAGUCGAAGAGCGGCAAGUCCGAAGGACGAUCCGCGAAGAAACAUCAGGAUGAGGCGCGUUCGAAGAACAGGAGCUCCGAGACAGGAGGCAGCAGCUCCGUGGCAGAGCAAACGAGACCAGUCACGAUAAUCUGCAAAUAUGAUAAACGAUUGAAAAAUUCGAGAAGGGCCAGGAGCGCCGACAGAGCUGAAUCGCAUUAUACUUACAUCGAUUCUGGGUCCAGCAUACUCGGCGGUGGAUUUCGGGAAAACACUAUACCGGAGGCCCUGUACGCCACCAUUCCAGACACGCCGAACUCGAGUGCCAAUGAUACAGGAAAUAGUCAAUUAAACGCGCAUAGUAGAUCGCAACCCGUUUACGCCAUUCCCUCUAUGGUAUCGCCGCCGCCCACCUACGACGUAGCCAUCUCGAAAACGUGGCAGUCUGGCCUGCCACCGACCUACGAGGAGUACCUGUGUCACAAGUACGCCAUGCUGUCUCGAUCUCACACCCCGCCGCCGCCGUGGUCGGAUUCGACGACGACACCUCAAGCGAUGAGCGCUCAAACGCGUCGGGAGCUGUUGGCGAGCCAGCCAGAGCUCAGGGAGUAUCUGGAGCAGUUGUCGUUGUCACAGAACAACGAGAGGUCCAGUGGACACCACCGCCAGGGCGCUGUGCUGAGGGACAGCUACCUCUCGAAUCAGCAAACCUUCAGGGAGCAGCAAACCAGGACGAACCAGCAGCGAACGCGAAAAAUGCCUCCCAGAUCGCAGAGCGAGAGUCGAGUGCAGCAGCAAAGAAUCGCGACGUACGAAGACGGCGCGUUCUGCAUGGAGACGACCGCGCUGCAAUCCGCGUUCGAGAAUGGACUAGCCUUUUGCAGUUUGAUGUAAGAUCUCCAAACAUCCGAUGAACGAGACGAAACAAACCAAGGAUUCCAGAGAUCCAGGAAAAUUGUAUUCGAGAGCAGUGUCUCGUCGGUGGUCGCUCGAAAAGGAAGAAUUUCAUUGCGGACGCAACGAAACAUCCCCCACGAAUCGACUUCGAUACAAUCGAUCUCGUACCUUCGCUAUUCCCCAGACUCCUUCCUUCUUUCGUCGCGUUCCGUAAAACUUGAACGCGAGCUUCGAUUCGAUUCGAGGGUGAAACGGGAGUUCGUUCGACGUCUUCGACGGGGAAAUUUUGAGAGCUCCAGGCACUCGAAAAUUUCUCUGGUUUCGAGGAUUUCGAAACUUUCCAGACGACAGAAGACAUUGGAAAUUUUCAAGCUCUUUUCAAGUCCUGCAGUGGAAACUUUCUAAACGCGGAGUUUCGCCGCAAGAAAUUCUUGAAUUGGCGGAACUUUCGAGCGCCUGUUGUAUCGACAUCUCUCGACGGCACUGAAAAUUAAUAAUUUGUGGAGAACAUGGACGAGUUUUGUGUGAUUCGUUAUUACGUUUUGGACCUUACACCUUGGAUCGUCUCUCGGAAGGAAAUUUAUAAUUGCUCGGUAACCGAGGCCCCUUAAUUUAAGACUCGUCGCGGAUAUGCAACACGUAAGUAUUUGAAUUGAAAUUUUUUAAUUGAUCGAUCAACUUUAGAAUUAUUCGGUUCCGUUAAAUGACCAAGCUUGAAGUCGAAAUGAACACAGAAAUGUAAAUGUAAAUGUUCCCUGCAAAUUAUUAUCGUUACAAUACAAGCUGGACUACCUACUCUGGUCCCGAAAAUCUCCCAGCUGUAAAUCUUCGAAUGAUCACCGUCAUUCGCACAAAUCUAACGUCAACUAACCGGAAACGCUGUCUCAAACGAUUCCACCACUCGAAUACAAUUUUUAUUUAAACGAGCUAGCAGAAUGCUCGAACUUGAACAUUCUUUUCAUUACUCACGGUUGGUGGACGAGCAAUCUUCUUUAUGUACUCGAGGAAUCGCUCAUGCGCAUUGCGAACGAUGAAUUUUCCGAUUGCCUUCGUCCUUCCUGGCUGGUCCAGGAUCCGUGCGUCUAAUUCGAGCAGGAACAAUGG
Messenger RNA from Hylaeus anthracinus, 2957 nucleotides. RefSeq lists its product as uncharacterized. Lineage: Eukaryota; Metazoa; Arthropoda; Insecta; Hymenoptera; Colletidae. The record is from RefSeq and is a predicted model, not a curated record. The transcript has 5 exons. Bases 873 to 1850 code for a protein of 325 amino acids.